Molecule: messenger RNA, 3863 nt
Organism: Ylistrum balloti
Lineage: Eukaryota; Metazoa; Mollusca; Bivalvia; Pectinida; Pectinidae
Product: alpha-L-fucosidase-like
Exons: 8
Coding region: 1-1377 (458 amino acids)
Biological process (GO): glycoside catabolic process; fucose metabolic process
Cellular component (GO): lysosome
Molecular function (GO): alpha-L-fucosidase activity
Source: RefSeq, a predicted model, not a curated record
AUGGCGGACAGUCGAUUGCCAGUUCUUGUUGUGUUAGCGUUAUUUUCAUUAUCAGUUUGUACGAAGUACGAGCCAACAUGGGAAUCGCUCGACACUAGGCCCAUUCCAGGCUGGUACGAUGACGUGAAGUUAGGAAUCUUUAUCCACUGGGGCGUCUUCUCGGUGCCAAGCUUUUCGUCAGAAUGGUUUUGGUGGAAUUGGAAAGGCAUGAGUCUUCCUGGCGUGGUCGAUUUUAUGCAGAAGAAUUACAGGCCCGGUUUUACUUACGCUGACUUUGCCUCCAUGUUUACCACCGAGUUCUUUCAACCAAACGAAUGGGCAGAAAUAUUUAAAGCAUCUGGUGCCAGGUAUGUUGUCCUGACCAGUAAACACCACGAGGGAUUCACUAACUGGCCAUCUAAGUACUCCUUCAACUGGAACUCAAAUGCCACUGGACCAAACCGGGACCUUGUUGGUGAGCUGGCCAAUGCCAUCCGUGACAAAACUGACAUCAAGUUUGGCCUCUACCACUCCAUGUUUGAGUGGUUCAACCCUCUUUACCUCCAAGACAAGGCUAACAAUUUCAAAACCAACCGAUUUGUCCAGAACAAGAACCUGCCCGAGUUGUUUGAGAUUGUGGAGAAAUAUAAACCGGAGGUGGUUUGGUCGGACGGGGACUGGGAGGCACCAGACACUUACUGGAGCUCUACACAAUACCUCUCUUGGCUAUACAAUGAAAGUCCAGUGAAAGAUACUGUGGUUGUGAAUGACAGAUGGGGAAGUAACAUAUCGUGUCAUCAUGGUGGAUUUUAUACCUGUGGUGAUAGGUACAAUCCAGGGAUCCUACAAAAACACAAGUGGGAAAAUGCCAUGACCAUCGACAAGUACUCCUGGGGCUACCGUAGAAAUGCAAGACUUUCUGAUUAUCUGACCAUUGAGGAACUUCUCAAGACUUUUGUAGGAACUGUGAGCUGUGGAGGAAACAUGUUGAUGAAUGUCGGCCCAACCCGAGACGGAAAGAUUGCCCCAAUUUUUGAAGAACGCUUGCGACAGAUGGGAUCAUGGCUGAAUGUGAACGGGGAAGGAAUAUAUGGUACUAGACCCUGGUCACACCAGAACGACACGGUCACACCAGAUGUAUGGUACACCAUGAAGAAGUUCCCAAAUGUUACGGCAGUGUAUGCCGUGUCACUCCAAUGGCCAGAUUCUGGUGUCCUGAAGCUUGGGGCUCCGAUGACAACAUCUGCCACGAGGGUGACCCUACUUGGAUACUCUGGUACCCUGACCUACACUCGUGGCACAGCUGGAGGUAUAACCAUCACUAUACCACCCAUACCAUUCAAUAAGAUGCCAUGUGAUUGGGCGUGGACCUUUAAAAUUACUGGACUUAGUAACUGAUCAGUGAUAUUAAACUUUCCCCGCGAUGGUAAAACUAGUCUGGUUUUGUUAUCAGAUUAUUAGAGUUAUCUCUCUUGAUUUAAUUAUCUUGCACUCUUUUCUGGGGUUUUUUAAUGACCGGGUUUUUUCUGUUUUCUUCUUUUUCUGUGUUAUCCUUUAUGCAAUAGGACAGAAUUAAAUACUCUUCCUGGAUGGAAAGGUCUUAAGAUAAAACACUUUUAUUACUGUACAUGAAGCAUUUUAUAUUUUCUGUUCCGUGUACUACACAUUCAUUCAAAUAGUUUCUGUUUGCGAGUUGUGUCAGUUGACUGAUUAGGCUGCUGGGACUCUGUUCUGUUUAAUAGAUUUUUCAGCUUGUAACAAUGAUUUUCCUGCUUCUUGAAAUAAUUUGUACUUCGAAUGUUUCUAUCCUGCUAUAAUAGCAGAAUAUGAAGUAGCACUUAAAAACUUUUUCUAGGUAAUCAUGUGAAAUAUUUAGAAAUUUGUCUUCAGGUGAUGAAAUUUUUGGAUUUUUUGGAUGUAGUUAUUUAUAGCAAACUUUUGAUCACCAUGGCAAUAUUUUUUUAUGUGAUAGUCUGCAAGUAUUUUUAGCUUGAGAUUAUGACUUUAAUGGUAUACGGUGUUCGUAGACUUCACCUCAGCCUCAUUUUGAGUUUAUUUUUAAGUUUUGUAGUGUAUGAAAUGGAACUUUUUAUCAUCAGGAGGAAUUUAGACAUAUGCAUUUAUUGAUUUGAAUCUUAUGACAAUACACCAACAUUCCUUUUAACCACUUAGUUAUUUCUAUGUACUUUUGGAGUAUUUUAUCAAAAUGUUUUUAACUUUUAGAGAAAUUUUCAUUAUAAUAAUGACUAGUGCCUUACUGCUGCACAGUAGUAACAAAUUGUUGGUCCUGUGCGAGGCAGCAAAUUGGGAUUUGGACAUUACACCUGUGACUAUUAAGACAAUCAUAGUUCCACUUCUAUUAACGUUGUCAUGAAAAUAUUUAUUUACAUUUAUCCUAGGAUAAUAAUGACUUGAACGUAUUAUGUGAUAAAACAGGCAUUGUGUUUAAUCAUGGCCAUGUCCUCUUCCUCCAAUGACAUCUAAACAAUGGCUUUUUCACAAAUUAUCUAACAGUAGUGUAGGUUAAAAAGCUGUGUUCAAGCGUUGUGUUUUUUGACACUGUAUCUCCACAGGGAAAUCCUUUUGUGUCGUGUGAUUUUAUGUGAUAUAUGUUGUGUACCAUAUAGCUCUCACAGAUAUCAUCAUUAAAUGAGAUAUCAAAUCAUGAAAUAUUUUUAUUUUUUUACUGGCUCCUUCAAGUUUACAACAUUGUUUUUAAUACCUUCCCUCUGUUGUUUGACCCAUACUACAGCAACUGUGAUGUGAAACAGUCAUAGAAUAGUGAAGCUCAAAAAGUGUCAUGUCUGUUCAAAUAAAUGACCAUUAUCUAUAUCUCAUGUUCAUGUCAUUGUCCGAGUGGUCAAGGUGUCCAUCUCUAUCAUUAACCCUCCACCUCUGCAUCAUGAGAGACCAAUGUGGGGCAGUUGUCAGGUUAUGGCCGCAGGUUGGUAGCUUUAUGUCUGAGGACUCUGGGUUUCCUCCACCACCCAAACCUGCCACUUCCUUAAAUGGCCGUGGAUGUAAAUAGUAUGUAAAGCAUUAAUAUUAUACAAAGUUCAUGUAGGCAGAUACAUGCAGAGUGAUGACUGGGACAAGGGGCUGUUCAGAAGAUAUUAUCUUUCAAACAAUUCAAACUUAAUUCCUGUUUGAGCCAUCGUGUAUGGCAUGAACUUUAUACAUUUAUCUAAACUUCAAGGUUUGGUGUAAUAUUUGGCCAGAAAAAAUUCAUUUUAAAGAUUCUGGUCAGUAGGCAACAUCCUUACAUUGUUGCUUUCUUUGAAACCUCAAGUUUUUGAACCUUGAACUUGAAGAAAAAUAAAUACUCUUUUAUAUACUAAUACGGUCUGGUCCAUUAUACAGUAAUACGGUCCAGUCCAUUAUACAGUAAUACGGUCCAGUCCAUUAUAUAGUUAUACGGUCCAGUCCAUUAUACAGUAAUACGGUCCAGUCCAUUAUAUAGUUAUAUAGUCCAGUUCAUUAUACAGUAAUACGGUCCAGUCCAUUAUAUACCAAUACGGUCCAGUCCAUUAUACACCAAUAAGGUCCAGUCCAUUAUAUAGUUAUACGGUCCAGUCCAUUAUACAGUAAUAUGGUCCAGUCCAUUAUACACCAAUACGGUCCAGUCCAUUAUAUAGUAAUACGGUCCAGUCCAUUAUAUAGUAAUACGGUCCAGUCCAUUAUACACCAAUACGGUCCAGUCCAUUAUAUAGUAAUACGGUCCAGUCCAUUAUAUAGUAAUACGGUCCAGUAAUACGGUCCAGUCCAUUAUACACCAAUACGGUCCAGUCCAUUAUGCAGUAAUACGGUCCAGUCCGUUAUACAGUAAUACGGUUCAGUCCGUUAUACAGUAAUAUGGUCCAGUCCAUUAUAGUUAUACGGUCCAG